AUGUCGUUUCCGUUUCGCAUCGUGGAACAUGUCGUUCCCGGCCAGUAUCUCCGAGAGUACCCACGAGCGACAUCAACAUCACAAGAAGGGACACUGUAUCUUGCUGUGAAACAGUAUAUACCGUUGGAUAAUCCUCAUCCGCAAGCGGGAGAUGUUACUUUCAUUGCAGCGCAUGCGAAUGGAUUUUCAAAGGAACUCUAUGAGCCGCUCUGGGAAGAUAUUUAUGCUCAGUCACAAAAGUAUGGCUUCAAAAUACGCAGCAUCUGGAUGGCGGAUGUGGCGCAUCAAGGCCAGAGCGGAGUGAUUAACGAAAAUAAACUUGGAAACGAUCCAAGUUGGUUUGAUCAUUCCCGAGAUCUGUUGCACCUUAUCAACCUCAAGCGUGAGGAGAUGCCACGUCCAAUUGUAGGAAUUGGCCAUAGCAUGGGCGGAGCACAGCUAACAUACUUGUCUCUUCUACAACCACGCCUUAUCCAUAGUCUAGUACUAUUAGAUCCCGUCAUUCAGCGUGAGUCCACCCAAUAUCCCGAUCAAUUCAAGGGCCGUUAUGUCCCCACGAACACCAUCCUCUCAACACACCGACGAGACAUAUGGCCAUCCCGAAAAGCAGCGGCAGAGAGCUUCAAGCGAAGUCCAUUCUACAAAGCUUGGAACCCACGUGUUCUCGAGAGAUGGGUUAAAUACGGACUUCGAGAAUUACCAACCGUCGUGUAUCCGGAACAGCCUAAACAACCACAAACAUCGUCAGAGGACGAUGAUAAGCCCGUUACACUUACCACGACACGGCAUCAAGAAGUCUUUACCUUUUCAAGACCUAAUUAUGAUUAUGAUAGCAAGAACGAAAAACCUGCCAAUCGCAUUGAAACGCCAGAUCUUUUACCCAAUGGGCCAAAUACGUAUCCAUUCUACCGCAUGGAGCCCAACUACAUCUUCUCUCAAUUACCCCGCGUCAGACCUAGCGUACUAUAUAUCUUUGCAGGGCAAUCAUUCAUGUGUACACCGUCCAUGAUGCAGGACAAAAUGGACAACACGGGAAUUGGCCAAGGUGGCAGUGGCGGCGUAGCAGCCGGAAGAGUCAAAUCGGUUUAUUUCAAGGAUAAGGGACACUUAUUGGCGCAAGAAGCAGUUGCGGAAUGUGCUCAGGCAGCAGUCGAAUUUUUUGGUGAAGAAUUGCAGCGUUGGAAAGAAGAAGAGGCUGCAUUCCAGAACACUUGGAAUAAGAAAACACAGAGAAAGAAAUCGACUGUUGAUGAACGGUGGUUGAAGGAAGUUGGGCCGCCUCCUGUGAAGGGUGCGAAGUCUACGGAUGGAAAUUCCAAGCCGAAGCUGUGA
Talaromyces stipitatus ATCC 10500 is the source of this 1332-nucleotide messenger RNA. Its product is annotated as toxin biosynthesis protein, putative. NCBI's taxonomy places the organism in Eukaryota, Fungi, Ascomycota, Eurotiomycetes, Eurotiales, Trichocomaceae. The transcript is spliced from 4 exons. The coding region runs from base 1 to 1332 and encodes 443 amino acids. The record is from RefSeq and is a predicted model, not a curated record.